Vitrella brassicaformis is the source of this 1649-nucleotide messenger RNA. Lineage: Eukaryota; Vitrellaceae. The record is from the annotation of a GenBank genome assembly.
GAAAUCAGGUGGACGGGGCUACCUAGGCACCAAGCAUCGAAAACACCGCCGCUGUUUCUGUCCAGAAAUCGCUGGCUGAGAGCCGAUGCAGCUGUUUGUUUGUGGCGGCAAUGAUCGCCGCAGCGUAGUGCUGAAUGUGCAGGCAGGGGAGAACGUAAGAACCGCCUCGCAUCUAUCCACUGCUCCCCACUUCGCAUCUAUGUGGUCACAUGAUUGCUGUAUGUUGCAGAUAGGUGAGGUGCUGAACAAGUAUCAGCUCAAGGAAGGAUUUCCUCCCGAUGCGCUGCGUGUCACCUUUCAAGGGAAAUUGGUCUGUUUGCGUCAUCCAUCAUCCAUCAAAGCUGCACGAUGACGCAUGAAUGAUGAUGAUGAUGAUGAUGAUGUGCGUGUGUGCGUGUGUGUGUGUGUCAGUUGGAUCAUGACAAGACCCUCGAUUCUUACGGCAUCAAACAUGGCGACUCAUUGAAUGCCAUUGUCACCAACAAGAAGAGAUUCCGUGUUCCGCGUAAGUGGAGCUGCAAUACACCCAUUUGAAUGAAUGAGCAUGACAAGAGCCGCUACCUUCCUUGAUUUUCCCCCAUCAGGGGACUUCUACUUUCCGAGCUCUGGCGGCAGGGAGGUCUGGCAGGCUGAGAGAGGGAGAGGCGUGCCUAUGCGUGUACCGUGUGAUGUGUUGCCCGUUCUCCCUAUGUGUCAGGGUGUCGAGCUCACCAUCUCUGAGUCCAGCCCAGAGAACCGCUACAGGCUGUCGCUGGCCAUCAACAGAGGGCUCAAGGAGGUAAGUGUGGCCUGACCAAUGAGUGAAUGAUGAGAGAGGGGCCGGCCUGACAUGAGCCGAUCGGAUGGUUUUAAUGGUGUCGAUUUAUUUCUGCAGAUGGUGCAGAUCGUGGGCGCAGACGGUGCAGAGCCGCGGGCAGGCCUGUUUGACAUCAAAUCGCAUGACAAAGUAUUCCAAGGUGCGCAGCCGACCAAGCUGCCGCCAGGAGGCAACUUUUGUCUGAAGAUUUGCUUGUCUGUGUCUAUGGUCGAUCAAUCAGUGGCCGAGUAUUCGUUUAGCGAUCUGAAGCCAGAGUUUGAGGGCGAACACAGCACGGUGGUCUCGAUCUUGUCAAGUGUUGAUAUGAGCAGUGCGUCGUCUGUCCACGAGCGCCAGACGGCACUCAUCGGCGACGCCGGUCGGAGGGAGGCCAAGUACCUAAAUGCGCGCGCACAGCUGCGCAAGGUACGAAGACCAAAGCGAAAUGCCAGCAAGGAGGAAUGGAUUUCGCUCUCGUGUGCUGGCUGGCUGUUGUCAGGCGAGGCAGACCAUCUUGCACAUGGAGCGUACGAUCAGCGCGAGGGGCCGCACCAUCGACGAGCAGCAGAGGGCCACGCAGGAACUGACCAACACCAUCGACAUGAAGGACGGCAUCAUCCAAGAGCGCGACGCGGCCAUCCUGUCCAUCCAGGCUGACAACACGCGACUCGGCCAGCAGAAUGCCACGCUGGAGGCAGAGCGGCUUCGUGGCGACCGCCUUGUGUGCUGAACAUGCUCUGGGCCACCUGCAAGCGACUGACGAGGACGCGCUGCCAGGAGAUGAAGCGGAUCAGUUUGUCCAGGGCCUGAAUCGCAGUUGGCGUGGUUGUGUUGGCUGAGGCCUCAAGGAUCU